AUGGAAGAAGUCCCGGAACCACAGCCGCCAUCCAGUUCUCAUUGCGCCCUUUGUACAUGCACCAUUCCUGUUAAAUUGUCAUACAGUGACGUUCUAAUCCUCGAGCAGUUUAUGCGGGAAGAUGGUACUGUUCUUCCGCGCGAACUCACAGGACUAUGUAAGAAGCAGCAACUGCGACUUGAGAGAUGUGUAAUGCAAGCACAUUGGGCCGGAUUAUUCCCAGACAAAACCGUACCCGAUUUCGAUAGGGCAGGAUAUAAACGAUUCAACAGGUAA
Molecule: messenger RNA, 276 nt
Organism: Cooperia oncophora
Lineage: Eukaryota; Metazoa; Nematoda; Chromadorea; Rhabditida; Trichostrongylidae
Source: the annotation of a GenBank genome assembly